This is a messenger RNA of Camellia sinensis, 591 nucleotides long. NCBI's taxonomy places the organism in Eukaryota, Viridiplantae, Streptophyta, Magnoliopsida, Ericales, Theaceae. The record is from RefSeq and is a predicted model, not a curated record.
AUGCGCCCUCCAUCGGGUCUCUCUCACCCUCCUGGUGUUGUUUGUCAUCUUCGCCGUGCUCUAUAUGGUCUCAAGCAGUCUCCUCGUGCUUGUACUAUUGAGGAGGUUAAGCAUCAGUUGUUUAAGGAGUUCGAGAUAAAGGAUUUAAGAUCUCUUCGAUAUUUUCUUGGUAUUGAGGUUGUUACUUCUCCUAGUGGAUAUCUUCUCUUUCAGACUAAGUAUGCCCGCGAUAUUCUUUCUUGUGCCAAUCUCACUGAUGACAAAAUUGUCGACACUCCUCUUGAGUUGCAUGCUAUGUUUUCUGCUUCUGAUGGCAUUCCUCUUGACGAUCCCACUUUGUACCGCGAGUUGGUUGGGUGCCUUGUUUAUCUCACUAUAGCCACUGAUGUGGCUGCCCGGGGAUUGGAUAUUCCUGAUGUUGAAGUAGUGAUAAAUUAUAGUUUUCCUCUCACAACAGAGGAUUAUAUCCACAGAAUAGGCAGGACUGGACGAGCUGAGUCUAAGCUUUAUGGGGCUCAUUUUAAGGAGAUUGCUGCUAAUGCUCCAAAAGCUACAAAAAUAACAUUUGACAGUUCUGAUGAUGAAACUUGA